GUAAGAAUACUUUAUCGUACGUAAAAUGAAGAUUCUUGAAUGUUUGUAGUAAUUUAAUGUUUACAUAUUAAAACUGUGAUACAAUAUCUUAAAAUUUCUUAAAAUUUAUUAGGUUUCUACUUCUUUAUUAAAGUAAUCUUCCAAUGGAUAAAUUAAAAGAGUUAUUAUGAAGACAUAGCUGUUUAACCAUUUAACUCUUGUGUGUUGUGAUAAGUGUUUGGAUAAAAAAAUUUUUUUUUAAAUUUCUUGGAUUACACUUGACCGCUUGGAAUCCCUGUUCUGGCUUGUGGUAAACUAUGAAAAUGGUUUUAUCUCAGCGGCAAAGGGAUGAGCUGAACAAGGCCAUAGCUGAUUAUUUGGCAUCUAGCGGUUAUAUGGAUGCUCUGGAAGCAUUCAAAAAGGAAUCAGAUAUGCAUGGUGAAGUGGAUAAAAAGUACUCUGGCAUUCUUGAAAAGAAAUGGACGUCUGUAAUUAGGUUACAAAAGAAAGUAAUAGAUCUGGAAGCUAAGUUAGCUGAAGCUGAAAGGGAGUACAUAGCAGGUGCUCCUACUCGAGACAAACGUUCACCGUCAGAGUGGAUUCCUAGACCUCCUGAGCGGCAUUGUCUUUCUGCACAUAGAGCUCCAGUGACAAGAGUUGUGUUUCAUCCAGUUUAUAAUGUUAUAGUUUCCUCUAGUGAAGAUGCCACAAUAAAAGUUUGGGAUUAUGAAACAGGCGAAUAUGAGAAGACACUAAAAGGCCAUACUGAUUCAGUUCAAGAUAUAGCUUUUGACCAUACUGGUAAAUGGUUAGUUUCUUGUUCAGCUGAUAUGACAGUGAAACUUUGGGACUUCACACUUUUUGAAUGUGUCAGAACUAUGAGAGGACAUGAUCAUAAUGUAUCAUCAGUGACAUUUCUACCCAGUGGAGAUCACAUAGUGUCGUCUUCCAGGGAUAAAACUAUGAAGAUGUGGGAGGUAUCUACUGGGUACUGUGUGAAGACAUUUUCUGGCCACCGAGAAUGGGUGAGGAUGGUACGAGUGAAUCAAGAUGGUUCCCUCCUAGCUAGUUGUUCAAAUGAUCAAACUGUUCGAGUUUGGGUUGUUAGUACUAGAGAAUGUAAACUAGAACUAAGAGAACAUGAUCAUGUCGUAGAAUGUAUAGCUUGGGCACCUGAAUCUGCUUAUUCUGCUAUAAACGAUGCUGCUGGAAUUGAUAAUAAGCAUGGUGUUCGCACUGGACCGUUCCUGAUUUCUGGAUCUCGUGAUAAAACUAUAAAGCUGUGGGAUAUUAGUGUUGGCAUAUGUUUGUUCACUCUAGUUGGUCAUGAUAAUUGGGUGAGAGGUGUGAAGUUCCAUCCUGGAGGAAAAUAUAUCGUCAGUGCAUCUGAUGAUAAGACCUUGCGUGUUUGGGAUGUGAAAAAUAAGCGCUGCUGCAAAACGAUUGAAGCACAUGCGCACUUCUGCACGUCAGUAGAUUUCCACCACUGUGCUCCAUUUGUAAUCACUGGAAGUGUUGAUCAGACUGUGAAGGUGUGGGAGUGUCGCUAAUGCUGCUGUGUGCAUACUGGUACUUUCUAUUAGCCAAAAAAAUGUCAUACAUUUUUACAGCCGUAGCUGUCCACAACUGAAAUUAAUCCUAAUAUAGCUAAAUUAUUAUGUUAUUUUAUUUUUUUAAUUUCAGUGAUGAAUGUAAAACUUGUCUUUAAAUGAUAUUAAAUUCAGGAAACUGCUUCUUAUUCAUUGGAUGUUGAAAUGACACUUCAUUCACUUGACUUCUUGAAUUUUUUUUCCCCCCAGUAAUCAAACAUGGCACCUGUGGAGUAUUUUCAUACAAUGCUUACGAUACUUUGAUCAAUUGGACUAUUCCUUUUGCUUCCCCUCUAUGCAAUGAAUUAGGGAUGCAGUUAUAUCAAAGUACCGUCAUUCCCUACAUUAUUUCUGUCAGCUAUUGAAACCUCUUGCUUUUGGCUGUAAUCAAAAGUUCCAAGAGUUGAUGCCUUCAUUUGGUAUUAAAAUGAAGUGCAUUCUGUAAUCUGUUAAACGAUGUGUGUAUAGUAUGCUUCCACCACUGUUAUGCAUAAUCUCGUGUGAUCCAUGUAUAGUAAGUGAUCGUGCUGGUGUUUUCUCCCGAGCUAGUUUAUAAGCUUUGGUUCAAGUGUCAACAAAAUUUUUAGGUAAUUGUACAAAAUGACUGAUUUUUGAUUGGAUGACAAUAUAAUAAAAAUGCAAAUGCAGUUGAAUCAAGUUACAAUUGUCCUAUUUUUUAAUUUUUUUUUUUUCCCUUGCUUGGGAUUUGAUUAUAAACAAAAUGUAAAUUAAGGAUUUCUUGCCAAUGGCUCAUAAUUUGUGUGUGUGUGUGUAUCUUUUUUUCUUUCAAAAUAGCAUGCAAAAUUUUUAUUUUUCUCAAGGAUAGCUUUUUCCUAGGUUUUGUAAAAUUAAGAUAGUUAAUCACAUGUAAUUUAUGUUUGUGUGGCCUAAUUUAAUGAGAUCUGUUGUUUAAACUCACUGAUUUUUAUUGUGUAGAAUAAAAUAUUUAUGACUGUUGUACAUAUAAUUUCAUUUUAUCAGAUGAAAUAAAGGCUUUUGUCAGUUGUAGAAAGUACUGUGAUAUGGGCUUGAUUUUUAAUAAUAAUUAUUUUUUUUAUCUUCUAAUGCUUGCUUUCUGUGUUUAAAAAAAUGUUCUUGUUGAUAGAUAAUUUUUAUCACAAAUUUUGCUGUCUAUUGUAGACACUUAAAGCUUUAACUUGCAUCAUCGUGAUUUAUUUUUGAUUAUUUUUCAAAAUUGCAAAUAUAAGAAAUUAAUUCUACUUAUUCGUGUGGAUCUAUUAAGUAUGAAUGUAAUGUAUAAAUUCAAGAGUUGUAAUUGUUAUUUUUCUUCAACUUUUCUUAAUUUAUAAAUGAUUUUUUUUGUGAAAUGCAUAAGUGCAUGAUAUCUUACCACCUCAUGUUGUGCAAUUACUUCAUACAGCAUUUGUGUUUUGCAGUGCUUUUUCUAUUAAAUACUAAUUAAAUAUGUAUGAUAUAUAUUUCAUGAGACAGUAUUGGAAAAAUGUCCAACAUUCAUUCUUAACUUGUACCCAUUUCAUUGCAAAACCUGAGUAGUAUUGAAUAAUAUUAAGUAAUUCUGCUGUAAAGUAAUUAAUGUAAAUUAACUUCUGCACAAAAGAAGUCAGAUCAUGUUUUGUUUUGUAAAAUUUCUAAUUGCACGUAUGACUUCAAAAAAAAAAAAAAUGACAGUAAUGGAUGUUCGUUAGCAAAACUUAAUUCCUCUUGCAUAAACUUGAGGUCUCUUAUCUCAUUCAUAACUGAUAGUUAUAUCAUCAGCUGCACAUUAUAGAACCAUUCGAGGAUUAGUACUGAAACCUUUAAAUGAAUGAAAUUUCAUAUCGCAGAAACAUCUUGUCUUAAAAGCAGCAAAUAAUGUUUUGCCUUAGAAGAUUAAUGAUUAUUUCUCCAAAGUUCUAGCUUUGUGUAGGAAAAAAAAAAAUAAUAAUAGUGUAGUUUUUAAAGUGAUUCCAUUUGUACAUAUAAUAAUGCUUGAUUGUGAUUUAAGAAGAUUCAUUUUUCAAAAGUAUUGAAGCUGAAUAUAUAUAUAUGAAGUAUUUCUAGAUAGCUGCUUAAAAUUUGGCGGAAUUGGAAAAAAUAACUACUGUUGACACUUGCAGCAGUGUAAGUUUUUGAUGCUUGCACUUGAAGAUUCUGAAGAUUUGAUAACUAUACAAAAUACUGCAAUUGAAUAAUGCAAAAUUGUACAUAAUUGUGGCUGAUAGGCCAAUGCACUUUUAAAAAUAACACCUGCAUUGUGCAACUUUUGUGUUUAUAUUGGCUUAAUAAACUGUAUUGUCAUGACUGUA
Molecule: messenger RNA, 3835 nt
Organism: Argiope bruennichi
Lineage: Eukaryota; Metazoa; Arthropoda; Arachnida; Araneae; Araneidae
Gene: Lis-1
Product: lissencephaly-1 homolog
Exons: 13
Coding region: 297-1529 (410 amino acids)
Biological process (GO): retrograde vesicle-mediated transport, Golgi to endoplasmic reticulum; intracellular protein transport; endoplasmic reticulum to Golgi vesicle-mediated transport
Cellular component (GO): COPI vesicle coat
Molecular function (GO): protein binding
Source: RefSeq, a predicted model, not a curated record